CCAAGGGGCUUUACAUAAGCUUGUAGUUGUAAACAAACAUCACUGUUUAUCUUUGCAUUUUUGCAGUUAAUUGUCAAUUGAUGCUUUUAACAAAUCUUUUUUGUUUUCCAAUUUCUUAAUUGCAUUUUAUUUUUGAACGUGCAAAGUAAUGGCUAUCGGAAUCCGUAUCGAGAAAAGUGACCCGAAUGGAUCUGGUCAGCAACAGUUGUUCAUAACCCGCGGUGGACAAAAUCCUGAAGAAAUUGUUUUGCCUUAUGAUGAGACAGCGGCAACUGCUCAAGUCGUUUUCAGCGAUAUAUACCGUCGUACCUUUAACAAUGAAGGUAUCCAACCACCGCCAGGAUCUUCAAUUGAUAUAUUAAACGAGUAUGAAAAUUAUGCUGAACAAAUGAUGACUGGUGUUGGACAAGAUUUGAGAAGAAUUGCUGCCCAAAUUGAAGCCUCAAAUGAACGUGAAAUCAUUCGUCGUCGAGCUCAAACUGUUAAUUUAAGGAUUGAUUCAUUUGAGAGAUACAGUGCUAUGCUCAAUGGACUGUUUCCCGAUAAUCGUAUAACUCGAGAAGGAAUUGUUGUUCUUUUUUUCUUUUGCUCAGACAUUGCUCUUCGGGCUUAUGCUUCAAGUCCAAUUGCUCAUUUCCAUCAACUAGUCGGAUGGACUCUUAAAUUCAUAUUCAAUCAUGUUUGCUCAUGGGUCAGAAGGCAAGGAGGAUGGAAUAAGGUUAUCUCAAAUUUUGUCCAAGGAACAGCAGUAACAGUUUGUGCAAUCCUUGGUUCAGUCGCAUUUGCGAUGUACAUCAAGCGAAAUCUUUAAUGUACAUCUGAAAGUUCAACUUCAAAUCACAAUCCGUUUAAAUUAACACUAAAUGUCGAUUCUCAGUUAUCACUCAACAAAUCUCAUAUUCAAGUGACAUUAACCUCUCAAUGAUGAUUUUAUGCAAUCAAUCAACUUUUUUUGGUGAUAAAUUUAUUCAUGAAAAUUGCAACAAUGACAGCAACAAAAAGGGAUCUCAAUUCUAGAUUCUCAAGGUUUUAUCUCUGAAGUUAGACAACAUCAGCUGACAUCGGGACUGUAUAAUAAUAUCAUUAGUUUAAAAGUCUUUGUUGGUGACCAAACCCUUAAGGAUUCAUGUAAAGUCUGUUGUCCAACUCAUGAGAUAAAUCCUCUCAAAUUUUAUCAUUUCCUAUUGAUGGUGAUUCAAAAUUUACUUUAAUCUUUAACAUUAUCUAAAUUAACAACGAUUUAACCCUCCGAAUCUGCCUAGUUAUGCAACAGUUUCUUGUAUUGUCUCAAGCAUUGCUGUUGAUUGAUUGAUUAACCAACAAAAAUAUUUACACUUUACCCUUUAAUGAUGCAAACAUUGGACCAAAAUUUGGCAAUUUAAGUGAUUUAACCCAACCUCAUGAAGAGGAUGAAACCCAAAAAUCUAAGGAUGAAAUUAAAGUCAUCUGACUUUAGCUGUCUUCUGAUUCAAUUUUUUUUUUGUUCACAAUUUACAUUUUUAAUUUGAAUAACCUUCACUGCCUAAGACAACAUUCAGCCAAACUGAAACCCAAUUUUGAACAAAAAUUUCCAAUAGAUCUCGCAGAGGAUUCAAAAAUCUGGCCUAAACUUCUGAUGAACUAAAUUUACUCAAAUAAUAGCCAGUUAUUAUCAAGCAACAGCAGAAAAAUUAAUUUCAAUUACAUAUAAAAACUUUGUAUCUUUUUAUUACAUCUCUUUUUUUGUAUUCAUUCAUAUUGAAUCUUUAAAUUCAAUAAACUGAUUUUAU
Molecule: messenger RNA, 1769 nt
Organism: Tetranychus urticae (two-spotted spider mite)
Lineage: Eukaryota; Metazoa; Arthropoda; Arachnida; Trombidiformes; Tetranychidae
Product: apoptosis regulator BAX
Biological process (GO): extrinsic apoptotic signaling pathway in absence of ligand; intrinsic apoptotic signaling pathway in response to DNA damage; release of cytochrome c from mitochondria
Cellular component (GO): mitochondrial outer membrane
Molecular function (GO): BH domain binding
Source: RefSeq, a predicted model, not a curated record